ACUGCUCGGUACUCCACCUCCCAAUCGCGACUCCGCCCGGCCGCCGCACGCUCGCCCGCCUCCAUCUGCGUCGCAUCCACGCGCUUGGCCUCCGACUGCCCUCCGUCCGGAAGCCGCACGCUCGCCUCCUCUCUCGCCGAGCGCACCGGCCGCCGCCCCGCCGCGCUGCAGAUCCGAGCUCUCCGGCCGCCGCCCCGUCGCGGUCCAGCGCCAAUCUCCUCCGCGCCUCUCCAUCGGGGCGUGCCCCUCGGCUCUGCGACGGAUUCCACCGCGUCCGUCGUGCCCCUCGGAUUCCACCGCGGCCGCCGUGCGCCUCGGACCCGCGCGGCGUGCCUCUCCGCCGCGCCUCGCUCGCCGGAGACCCGUCUCACCCGCUUGCCGUGCCUUCUCUGCGCUGGAGCGGUUCCUAACCUACGAACUGCUCAGGCCGCGCCCCUCCUGCGGCUCACCGCGCGGCAGGAUCUGCUCCGGCUCGAGACCUUCGCCGUCGGCUCCACAUCAGUGUUGUUCUCCUCUCGAAAAGGACCACAGAAGCUCAGGUCCUUGCAGCCGGUGCUCCCAAACAGAGGCAGUCAGCUGAAUCGAGAUACAAAAGAUUUGCGAGGAUUUCAGUGGCCUUCUCGACCACCGUCAACGCCUGCAGUCCUAUUGGCGUUUGGAGAAUCUGCUUCUGGACAUAUGGUACCAGCAUAUUAGAGAAGUUGUAUACUAUCUUGAUUCUUCAAUUCAUCUUGCAUUUAAAUGAUGGUUUUAUUAUCCCUCGAAAGGUACUGAUUUGUCAUAUGCAUGCUUCAGAGGAGAAAGUUUGUCACGGGUGCCUGACGAGCCACACUACUGUGCCGUCGUGUCACCUUCUAAACCCAUAUAAUUCCCUACCCAAUUCCCUUCCAUAAACCCCUCUUGCAAUUGCAAGGGGUUGCAAGUAGCCAAGUAGCCUAUUCCCCCAGAGAAAUUUCAUCCCACGCCGACGCCGAAGGCCCAACCGACCGCAUCGAUGCCGUCAAUCGCCGGCGGCGGGCCCGGGCGCCUCUUUGCAGCGCACCGGGGCGUGAUCUGGUGGCUCCGCCGCCGCCAGCACCCGCCUUUCUCCUCCCUCGCCGGCGGGGGAUGCCGAGGCGACGCGCCGCAUCUGCCGGUGCUCAUCGUCGGAGCUGGGCCCGUCGGGCUCGUCCUCUCCUUCCUCCUCACCAAAUUCGGGAUCAAAUGCGCGGUGAUAGAGAAGAAUGUGGAGUUCACUCGGCACCCCCGAGCGCACUUCAUCAACAACCGCACAAUGGAGAUCUUCCGCAAGUUGGAUGGCUUGGCUGGGGACAUCGAGAGGUCCCAGCCCCCAGUGGAUUUGUGGAGGAAGUUCGUCUACUGUACUUCACUCUCCGGUUCCGUUCUCGGAUCGGUUGAUCACAUGAAGCCCGAAGAUUUUGACAAGGUCAUUAGUCCUAUAUCAGUUGCACACUUCUCACAGUACAAGUUAGUUGAUUUGUUACUCAAGAAGCUAGAAGCUAUUGGUUUCCAGACAUGCUUUCCCAGUGAGAUUGGUAUCUCAACACAGGAUGUGGAGCUGGAAAGCAAGAUAUUGAUGGGACAUGAGUGCACAUCCCUUCAGCAGACUGAUGAGGGCAUUUUGGUUGGAACAUCAGUUAACAAUGGGGAGAGGAUACUAGAGAGAAAACUACACUGUGGUAUUCUACUAGGGACAGAUGGUGCGAGAAGCACAGUGCGUGAAUUGGCAGGCAUAUCUAUGGAGGGUGAAAGGGACUUGCAGAAACUGGUCAGUGUACAUUUUCUUAGCAGAGAUCUAGGCAGAUAUUUAUCUAGUCAGAGGCCUGGGAUGCUAUUCUUUGUUUUCAAUCCAGGCGCAAUUGGUGUGCUCGUUGCACAUGACCUGGAGCAUGGGGAAUUCGUAUUGCAGAUUCCAUUUUAUCCUCCUCAGCAGAUGUUUGAAGAAUUCGGCUCUAAGGUAUGUGAGCAAAUUAUUGUCAAAUUAGUUGGAUGGGAGCCAGCAGAUGUUCAGGUUUUAGACAUAAAGCCAUGGGCGAUGCAUGCUGAAGUUGCAGAAAAGUACAUCAGCUGCAACAAUCGUGUAGUCCUUGCUGGUGAUGCUGCUCACCGUUUUCCUCCUGCCGGUGGUUUUGGAAUGAACACUGGUGUUCAGGAUGCACAUAAUUUGGCUUGGAAAUUGGGCUUAAUGCUGAAUGGUGUUGCUUCACCAUCAAUACUGCAAACUUAUGAAUCAGAGCGCCGACCUGUUGCAAUUUUCAAUACUGAACUAAGCGUGGAGAACUUCAAAGCAGCAAUGUCUAUUCCCGCAAGCCUUGGUCUUGAUCCAACUGUUGCAAACUCAGUGCAUCAAGUUAUCAACAGAAGCCUAGGAUCAAUCAUUCCAAGAAAUGUACAGAAGGCAGUGUUGGAAGGGUUGUUUUCCAUUGGUCGGGCACAAGUCUCAGAUUAUAUUCUGAACGAGAAAAAUCCCAUUGGGUCCUUGAGAUUAGCAAGGCUGAGAAGUAUUCUUGAUGAAGGAAAAAGUCUGCAGCUGCAGUUCCCUGCAGAGGAUCUUGGCUUCUGCUAUGAAGAAGGAGCACUAGUUACUGAAGAUUGCAGUCAGAAGACUCAGAAAGGAGUAAAACUAGAGCAUUCUGAGAGGACAUCAAGAGAGUACAUCCCAUCCGCUAAGGUUGGUUUGCGGCUACCUCACAUGCUUGUAAGAGCACUGCCUGCUUCAAGUGAGGGUGUGUUCUCAACAUUGGACCUGGUAAGUAUGGAUAAACUUGAGUUUGUACUCAUCAUCGCACCACUGAAAGAGUCAUAUGAGAUCGCCCGUGCUACCCUCAAGGUAGCAGAUGAGUUCAAGCUGUCAGUCAAAGUAUGUGUCAUGUGGCCUCAUGGCUCUGAUGACGUGGAAGUGGAGGAGAGCAGAUAUGUGCUAGCGCCCUGGACGAACUAUGUCAAUGUCGAGGAAUUGCCUAGGGUAUCUGGUAAUUCAUGGUGGGAGAUGUGUCGGAUUAGCAGGAAAAAUGUAAUUCUAGUUAGGCCUGAUGAGCACAUAGCAUGGAGAACGGAAUGGGACAUGGUGAGAGACGCUGAUUCUGAAGUUAGGGGAGUCUUUUCUCGAAUCCUGUGCCUCAAUGGUCACCACGUGUAGGGAUUUCCAUUCACUGCCUGAGUGAGUUUUACGGUGUCACUAAAUUAGUAUAGCAAAGAACCUGUUGUUGUGAUUAUAACCAAUAGGGAAUUGCAUUCAAGUAAAUGUUGCCAUGCACCUGGGACUGGGAUGAUGGUGAACACAUUUGAUCCCUAUUCAGCUUCUUUCUGGUGGAGUAGCA
This is a messenger RNA of Panicum virgatum (switchgrass), 3320 nucleotides long. RefSeq names its product 2,4-dichlorophenol 6-monooxygenase-like. NCBI's taxonomy places the organism in Eukaryota, Viridiplantae, Streptophyta, Magnoliopsida, Poales, Poaceae. The transcript has 14 exons. Gene Ontology annotation, molecular function: FAD binding. The coding region runs from base 995 to 3139 and encodes 714 amino acids. The record is from RefSeq and is a predicted model, not a curated record.